Salarias fasciatus (jewelled blenny) is the source of this 609-nucleotide messenger RNA. RefSeq names its product guanylyl cyclase-activating protein 2-like. Gene Ontology annotation, molecular function: calcium ion binding; calcium sensitive guanylate cyclase activator activity. Lineage: Eukaryota; Metazoa; Chordata; Actinopteri; Blenniiformes; Blenniidae. The transcript has 4 exons. The record is from RefSeq and is a predicted model, not a curated record. Gene Ontology annotation, biological process: visual perception. Bases 4 to 609 code for a protein of 201 amino acids. Gene Ontology annotation, cellular component: photoreceptor inner segment; cone photoreceptor outer segment.
AGGAUGGGUCAGAAUCAGCAGGUCCAGGCACCAGAUGAGGAGCUGGAGCUGAACAGCAUUCAGGACCUGUACAAGUCGUUCAUCAUGGAGUGCCCCAGCGGCUCGUUGUACCUGCAUGAGUUCAAGAGGAUGUUUGGAGUUCAGGCGGGAACACCAGAGUCUGAGUACAUGGACAACAUCUUCCGAGCUUUUGACAUGAAUCAUGACAACACGAUGGAUUUCAUAGAGUACGUGGCUGCAUUGAAUCUUGUUCUUCGUGGAAAACUUGAGGACAAACUGCGGUGGUCUUUCAAAGUCUUUGACAGCGACGACAAUGGCCGCCUUGACAGACGGGAGCUGCGGAAAAUUGUCAGGAUCAUCUACAAGAUAAAGAAAGGCUCUGUGAGCAACGAAACAGGCACAGAGAACCUCACUGUUGACCAGGUGUGUGACCGCAUCUUCAAUGAGGUGGACGUGAACAGUGACGGUCAGAUUACGCUGGAGGAGUUUGUUGAGGGGGCUCAGAGAUCUACAUGGGUGCAGAACUUUCUCCGUCUCGACGUCAAUCCCAGUCCAUGGGUCCACAAGUAUUUGUGUGACAGGAAACUCCUCAGUCCCAAAGAUUCCUGA